CGUAUUGCCGACUAGGAAUUGUAAAGCCGCCUUUAGAAGCGAUACACAGCGUCACAGGUCAAAAGAAGAAGAAGAAGGCAAGCCUGUGGUCAGCUGCUGAUAUUGGGACGUCUAGCUCCCGCCAGGCGCCAGCUCCAAAAUGUCGUGUCGGCCGCGGAAACAGUACACCCUCGUCCUCAUCAGGGAAACAAACAAACUCCUGCUCGGAUACAAGAAAAGAGGUUUCGGUGAAGGAAGAUGGAAUGGAUUUGGUGGAAAAGUAGAGGCCGGAGAAACUAUCACAGAAGGCGCUGUAAGAGAACUGAAGGAGGAAUCUGGAAUAAAUGUGACAGAAGAGAGCGUGCACAAAGUGGCUGAUCUGGAGUUUACCUUUGAUGGACAAGACAUUCUCAUGCAUGUUCACGUCUUUCUCGUCCAGUCUUUUACUGGAACUCCUGUGGAGACUGAAGAGAUGAGGCCUCAGUGGUUCCCUGUCGACAAGCUGCCGUACUCACUCAUGUGGCCCGACGACUCGCUGUGGGUUCCGGUGGUGCUGCGUGGUGGCAAGGUCCGUGGCACCGUCCAUUUUCAAGAUCAUGACAACAUCCAUUCUCAUCACAUUGAGGAAGUGGACACCCUUGCCUGAGUGUUCAUGGAGCACGUUUGGGUAAUUAAAUGAAGGUGUAAUGUACAACAGCAACACUACUAAUGUGAAACUAUGAGUGGAAAUAGAAAUUUUUGAAUGAAUAGCAUACUGGGCUUCAUUAACUGGAACUUCUCAAUAAAACAAUAACAUGUUAUACUAAUACCACACAGUAGUUUACUCAACCUUCACUUGGAGUGCAUGAUACAUCUCUAUUUUCCCUGUCAUACAAAGGACAUUGCUAAUUUAAAAAUUAUUCAGCUCAGGACAACUGAGAUGUCUUCCUUGCACAACAAACACUAUGACCAAAGGCUCCUCCUCAGUAUGUCUUUUCCUGAGAAACUCUUUCCCCUCCAUGAGAAACCAAUUAUGUUCAAAGGCUUUAUGUGUGUAUAGAAAUUUAAGUCAUUUAUGAUCAGUAAGACAGCAAAUGAAAACUAUUUGCAAUAAACUUGUAUAAACAAAAAAUUCAGAUCACCAAAUUCAUUUUUCGCCAAUGUUGUUCUAUGAGAAUCAAUCUCUCUCUCUCUCUCUCUCUCUCUCUCUCUCUCUCUCUCUCUCUCUCUCUCUCUCUCUCUCUCUCUCUCUCUCUCUCUCUCUCUCUCUCUCUCUCUCUCUCUCUCUCUCUCUCUCUCUCUCUCUCUCUCUCUCUCUCUCUCUCUCUCUCUCUCUCUCUCUCUCUCUCUCUCUCUCUCUCUCUCUCUCCCCACAAACUUCCAUGACAUGAGGUCACAUCUCGGUUCCUGCUGUGUCCAGCAAACUCACCUCUUACUACACUCCACUUGGAUUAAUAUACUCUGUCCAGUGCGUAUUCCGAACAUGUCAGCUGUUGCAAAUUGUUACUUGCCUGCUGUGUGCUGUGCUAUGUCAGUGUGCUGUGAUAUAUGACCCUGAGUGGUUUGUGCUGCCUUAAUUUUGCUUUAAUUUUACUACUUCUGCUCUUGUAUUUACCUCUUUGAUGUAGUCCUCUGUAAACAAAUACACAUACACACAACA
This is a messenger RNA of Eriocheir sinensis (Chinese mitten crab), 1618 nucleotides long. RefSeq names its product oxidized purine nucleoside triphosphate hydrolase-like. Gene Ontology annotation, molecular function: 8-oxo-7,8-dihydroguanosine triphosphate pyrophosphatase activity. Bases 140 to 625 code for a protein of 161 amino acids. Lineage: Eukaryota; Metazoa; Arthropoda; Malacostraca; Decapoda; Varunidae. The transcript is spliced from 3 exons. Gene Ontology annotation, biological process: DNA protection. The record is from RefSeq and is a predicted model, not a curated record.